Cucumis melo (muskmelon) is the source of this 2400-nucleotide messenger RNA. RefSeq lists its product as uncharacterized. Bases 1 to 2400 code for a protein of 799 amino acids. Gene Ontology annotation, molecular function: nucleic acid binding. Gene Ontology annotation, biological process: DNA integration. The transcript is spliced from 3 exons. NCBI's taxonomy places the organism in Eukaryota, Viridiplantae, Streptophyta, Magnoliopsida, Cucurbitales, Cucurbitaceae. The record is from RefSeq and is a predicted model, not a curated record.
AUGGAGAUAAUCAGGGAAGGACCAUCAGCUUCUCGUCCUCCUAUACUGGGCGGUAAAAAUUACUCCUAUUGGAAGCCUCACAUGAUAUUUUUCAUUAAAACCUUAGAUGGAAAAGCAUGGAGAGCACUUGUUAGUGGUUAUGAGCCUUCAAUGAUCACUAUGAAUGGAGUAUCAGUGCCAAAACCAGAAAUUGACUGGACAGAUGCUGAAGAACAAGCUUCGGUUGGAAAUGCAAGAGCCAUAAAUGCUAUCUUCAACGGUGUCAAUUUAAGCGUAUUCAAACUUAUUAAUUCCUGCAUUACUGCUAAAGAGGCGUGGAAAAUACUGGAAGUUGCAUUUGAAGGAACUUCUAAAGUGAAGAUAUCCAGACUGCAGUUGAUAACUUCAAAAUUCGAAGCCUUGAAAAUGACUGAAGAUGAGACAGUCUCUGAAUACAAUGAGAGGGUCCUGGAGAUAGCUAAUGAUUCGUUACUACUUGGUGAAAAGAUUCCAGAGUCUAAGAUUGUUAGCAAAGUGUUGCGCUCCUUACCCAGAAAGUUUGACAUGAAGGUCACUGCCAUAGAAGAAGCCCAAGAUAUAAUGACGUUAAAACUUGACGAACUAUUUGGGUCGCUACUUACGUUUGAAAUGGCUAUUUCGGAUAGAGAAAGUAAGAAAGGUAAGGGGAUAGCAUUCAAAUCAAUUUAUGAUCAAGAGAACACUGUAAAUCAGUCUGGUAAUGAAGCUAAUCAAGAUGAGUCAAUAACUCUCCUAACGAAGCAAUUCUCGAAGAUGGCCAGAAAGUUCAAAAGUUUGAAUACUGGUGGAAAAACUGAAAAAAGUGGAAGACAUGAUGGUGAGAACUCUAUAAGAAAGGUUAAUGACUCCUCUUACAGAAGAAAUAGCGACCAUGGAAAGAAAAAAGAGGAUGUAGGGAGGUCGUUUAGAUGUAGAGAAUGUGACGGGUUUGAUAAAGAGCUAACUCUUGAAGAACUCAAAAUCCUGAGGAAGGAAGACUCAGAAGCCAAAACUAUUCAAAAAGAAAGAAUUCAAGAUUUAAUGGAUGAAAAUGAACGUUUGAUGGGGAUUAUAUCAUCUCUAAAAGUAAAGUUGAAAGAAGUACAAAAUGUGUAUGAUCAGACAAUUAAGUCUGGGAAAAUGUUGAAUUCUGGAACUGACAGCUUAGACUCAAUCCUGAGUUUAGGGCAAAAUGGUUCAAGUAAAUAUGGCCUCGGAUUUGAUACUUCAACUAGGGGUGUUAAGAUUAUUCCAGAAGUAAAAUUUGUUCCAGCCUCAGUAGAAGAAACAACUGACCCCAGUUGUAAAAAGUUGAGUGUCUAUACAGGUGCCAAAUUCUCCAGAUGGGUCUACUAUUAUUGUGACAGAAGAGGUCAUAUACGGUCAUUCUGCUACAAAUUACUGAGAGAUAGGAGACAUCAGCAAAGACCAAAACUUGUAAACCAGCAAAAUAAGUAUAUGACCAUCAAAAGGAAUGAUGAUGUAAGGGGAACUCACUGGAUCUGGAGGGUGAAGGCUUCUGAGAAGUGCAAUGUAGCAUUUACAACAGUCCAAACCCAUGUUGAUGCUUGGUACUUUGACAGUGGAUGCUCAAGACAUAUGACUGGCAAUCGAUCCUUCUUUACUGAGUUAGAAGAAUGUGCCUUAAGACAUGUCACCUUUGGAGAUGGGGCCAAAGGAAAAAUUAUUGCAAAAGGAAACAUUGACAAAAGUAAUCUACCUUAUCUGAAUGAAGUUAGAUAUGUGGAUGGACUGAAGACAAACUUGAUUAGUGUAAGUCAACUAUGUGACCAAGGAUACAGUGUAAACUUUAACAAUACUGGUUAUGUAGUUACAGACAAGAAUAAUCAAGUGUUCAUGAGUGGCAGACGGGAAGCAGAUAACUGUUAUCAUUGGAUUUCAAAUGGCUCAAACAUAUGUCACUUAACUAAAGUUGAUCAAACCUGGUUGUGGCAUAGGAAAUUGGGGCCCAUCAGCUUGAGAAGUUUAAAUAAAGUUAUCAGAAACGAGGCAGUUGUAGGCAUUCCUUCAUUAGACAUAAAUGAAAAAUUCUUUUGUGGUGACUGUCAAGUUGGAAAGCAAACCAAAACCUCCCACAGAAAGCUAAAGAAAUGUUAUACGAUCAGAGUACUUGAACUUCUACAUCUUAACCUCAUGGGUCCCAUGCAAACUGAAAGUUUGGGGGGGAAAGAAUUCUUAAAUGGAAAAUCAGAUACUGUUAAACUAUGUAUUAGUCUAUGUUUGAACUUGCAACGUGAGAAGGGGCAAAAGAUAAUCAGGAUUCGUAGUGAUCAUGGGAAGGAAUUUGAUAAUGAAGAUCUGAAUAACUUCUGUCAGACUGGAGGAAUCCAUCAUGAAUUUGUAGUUCCCAUAACUCCUCAGCAAAAUGGAGUAGUUGAAUAG